This is a messenger RNA of Trichobilharzia szidati, 948 nucleotides long. The record is from the annotation of a GenBank genome assembly. NCBI's taxonomy places the organism in Eukaryota, Metazoa, Platyhelminthes, Trematoda, Strigeidida, Schistosomatidae.
AUGAACCGUAGGAACGUAUUUGACUCUGACGGUACAAUGGAUGAAAGUGCAGAUAGCAUUAGUUUUCUGGGGAAGGCACAAGUGACGUCUUGUUUGGGAUCAAGACCGAUGACUGAACCAUUGUCCAAUAAAGGCACUUACCUAACAGUAUCCGUAGCAGAUUUACACAAUCCUUAUCUUAGCUAUCCAACAGUUAGAACCAGUAGCUCUGGGAGGGCUUGCCGUGGCGAAUGUAUUCUUAUAAACCAAAGAGAUUUUCAUCCCUCGACCAAUCAAACACGACGUGAUGGUACAGAUAUCGACGCUGAUCGUGUUGAAAGAGUAUUCAAAAGUUUGAACUACCGAGUAACACGUAUACUCAAUGUUACAAAAAGUGUACUUCAUCAGACGCUUGUAGAAGCUUCUCAAAUGGAUCAUUCAGCCUAUGAUAGUUUCGUUUUUGUCAUGUUGAGUCAUGGUGACAACAAUGUUGUUUAUGCCACAGAUGGUGAAGUUUUAACUAAUUACAUCAUGGCGUUUUUCCGUGGAGAUCGUUGUUCUUCUCUGAUUGGAAAACCUAAACUGUUCUUCUUUCAAGCUUGUCGAGGUGCAGCUUUCGAUAAAGGAGUUUCUACUAUGGUGACGGAUGCCAGUGGAGACUUGAUAGUACACAAAUUGCCAAUAGAAGCGGAUAUACUAGUCGCAUAUUCCACAGUCCCAGGAUUUUUUGCCUGGCGUAAUUCGUCAAUGGGUAGUUGGUUUAUUCAAGAAUUGUGUAAUGUUCUUGAAUCGGACAUGAAAAGAGUGAAUCAUUCAGAUAUCAUGACACUGCUUGCAGUUGUUGCACGUGUAGUAGCCUAUCAGUAUCGAUCAAAUACAGGUAUGGUAGAGACAGACAAUAUGAAACAAAUGACCAGUACUGUAAGCACCUUAACUCGCCUAUUUUAUAUAACUGGACCACCACCCUAG